This is a messenger RNA of Australozyma saopauloensis, 1746 nucleotides long. It is a transcript of the gene HGT3, whose product is annotated as Hgt3p. Gene Ontology annotation, cellular component: membrane. Lineage: Eukaryota; Fungi; Ascomycota; Pichiomycetes; Serinales; Metschnikowiaceae. Gene Ontology annotation, biological process: carbohydrate transport; transmembrane transport. The record is from RefSeq and is a predicted model, not a curated record. Bases 1 to 1746 code for a protein of 581 amino acids. The transcript has a single exon. Gene Ontology annotation, molecular function: carbohydrate:proton symporter activity.
AUGGACCCCUCCUCCCAUCACCAAGUGAAGGACUCCUUCCUUGUGGGGCGUGCGCUCCUCAACUUCACCUCGAUUUUCGUUUCGUUGGGGGUAUUUCUAUUUGGUUUUGAACAAGGGCUCAUGUCCUCGCUUUUAACGAACACUUAUUUCAAAAACUACUUCAACAACCCGAGCCCUGCGGCCGUGGGCACCAUGAUUGCCAUUUUGGAGAUCGGAGCGCUCUUCUCGCUGUUCGAAGCAGGCAAAGUAGGCGAUAGAAUAGGACGUAGAAAAACCAUCCGGUACGGGCUGGCCAUCUUUGUGGUGGGCGGGCUUUUCCAGGCGACGGCGCCGACCAUCUGGAUGCUCGGCUUUGGCCGGUUGAUCAGCGGUGUGGCCAUUGGCUUCUUGACCACCAUUAUUCCCUGUUACCAGUCUGAAAUCAGUCCCCCGACCGACCGGGGCUUCUAUGCGUGCUUGGAGUUUACGGGCAACAUUGUAGGCUAUUCCAGUAGUAUAUGGGUCGACUACGGCUUUUCGUUCUUGGAGAACGAUUGGUCGUGGCGGACGCCGUUGGCGGUGCAGUGUGUGAUGGGCUUUCUUCUCUUCAUGGGCUCGUUUGUGAUCGUCGAGACGCCGCGCUGGCUCUUGGACCAUGACCACGAUAUCGAGGGCUUGAUCGUCAUCAGCGACUUGUACGCGGAUGGUGUCAUCGAGAACGAGCUUGCCCGGUACGAGUUCCGUCAAAUCAAGGAGAACGUGCUUGUGCAGCGCAUUGAAGGCGGCGAGCGCUCGUAUCGCUACAUGUUUGCGCGCUACAAGAAACGGUUGCUGGUGGCAUGUUUUUCGCAGAUGUUUGCGCAGCUUAACGGUAUCAAUAUUGUCUCUUACUAUGCACCUAUGAUCUUUGAGAGCGCUGGCUGGGUCGGCCGCUCGGCUAUAUUCAUGACUGGUAUCAAUUCGUUGGUCUACAUUGCCAGCACAAUUCCUCCAUGGUAUUUGGUCGACACUUGGGGCCGCAAACCGCUUCUUCUCAGCGGUUCGGUGGUCAUGGCUGUGUCUUUGUUUUCCAUUGCGUAUUCGCUCUUCCUUGACAACAAAUACACCGCGCAUGUGGUCGUGGGCUUUGUCAUUGUAUUCAAUGCAGCCUUCGGCGCCAGUUGGGGCCCUAUCCCGUGGAUGAUGAACGAGGUGCUUCCCAACUCAGUGCGGUCAAAAGGUGCGGCAGCGUCAACGGCCACAAACUGGCUCUUCAACUUCAUUGUGGGCGAAAUGACCCCCAUUUUGUUGGCUGAGAUCAAGUGGAGAACCUACCUCAUUCCUGCCUCUUCGUGCGUGUUGUCGUUCUUGUGUGUGCACUUCUUGUUUCCAGAAACAAAGGGCCUCAGUCUCGAAGAGAUGGGCUCUGUGUUUGAUGACAGCUCUUCCAUCUUUUCAUUCCACUCAGGCUAUAACUACGGCAGUCUCGAAGCAUCAUCGUCCCGCAAUGGCACCAGCAGCGAUGUUCUCACCCAACAAUCCCCAGCCCAAAUGGCACGCAAUCCCUCAUACAAGCGGCCCGAAAUGGAGGGUCUCAUUACGGGAACACCUGUGGUGCCUCAGAUGCCGCUGUCGACAGACUCCUUGAAGCCAGUGGCCUCCGAUGUGUCUUCGCAGUGGGACGAUACCGCCGUGGAGCCUCCAAGUGUAGAGGAGGUUCUCGAGUACAAGCGGAAGCUCCAGGCCAAGUCAUGGUGGGGCGCCAUGAAGCAGUCCAGUCCAGCAUAG